Molecule: messenger RNA, 1430 nt
Organism: Populus nigra (black poplar)
Lineage: Eukaryota; Viridiplantae; Streptophyta; Magnoliopsida; Malpighiales; Salicaceae
Product: GDSL esterase/lipase CPRD49-like
Exons: 6
Coding region: 267-1037 (256 amino acids)
Molecular function (GO): hydrolase activity, acting on ester bonds
Source: RefSeq, a predicted model, not a curated record
GGAGGGAAGAAAAGAAAGACGAGAGGAAGACACUUAUCGUCUGUUACAAACCAAGUAGUGGGCGUGUAUCUAUCCAUUUUUAAUGAGGGUCAUGGGAUCGCUUAAUAAAAUCCGUCAGUCCUCGAUUUUUACUCCUUUCUCUAGCAACCUCCCCCGCUCAUAAAAGGAGCGUAGAGCCACUGCCAUUUUCAACCUUCACAGCCAGACACGAAGAACUAAGAAUUUUGUGUUUAAAGAAACACAGAACGACCAACGGAUUUGUCAAAAUGGUGGGACCGAGUAGACCGCAAUUUGUUCUCUUUGGAUCCUCCAUUGUCCAACUCUGCUUCAGUCAUGGUGGUUGGGGCUCCAUUCUCUCCGAUAUCUACUCUCGCAAAGCGGACAUAUUGCUGCGAGGCUACUACGGAUGGAACUCGCGGCGUGCUGUCCAGGUUCUCGAUCAAGUUUUUCCCAAGGAUGCUCCUGUGCAACCAGCUCUGGUGAUAGUUUAUUUUGGUGGUAAUGAUUCAAUGGGGCCUCACUCAUCUGGCCUAGGCCCUCAUGUACCCCUUGAUGAAUACAUGGAGAACAUGAGAAAGAUUGCAAUUCACCUCAAGAGCCUCUCAGAUACAACCCGCAUCAUUUUUAUGAGCUGUCCACCUGUUGAUGAGGCCAGAGUUAGUUCAAGCACAAGUGGAAUUUUCAGUGAAGUGGUACGAACAAAUGAGUUGUGCCAAAUAUAUUCCAAUUCUUGUAUAAAGCUAUGCCAGGAAUUGGGAGUGAAGGUUGUUGAUCUUUUCUCUGCCUUUCAAAAAAGAGAUGGUUGGACCACUGCUUGCUUUACAGAUGGCAUUCAUUUAUCAGCAGAGGGGAGCAAAAUAGUUGUGGAGGAGAUUCUGAAGGUGCUAAAGGAAGCUGAGUGGGUUCCAUCUCUUCAUUGGAAGUCCAUGCCCACCGAAUUUUCAGAGGAUUCACCAUAUGAUCUUGUUGCUGCUGAUGGGAAACAAACUCUAAAUCCCUCCGAGUGGACAUUUCACAGGGAGGUUCAUUGGGACUAGGUUGGAAAACUAUCUUUAUGCCUUUUUCAAAUGCCGGAGCUGCAACUAGAAAUUGAAGGAAACAAGCAUCCCUUACCAGAGUCGGCAUGAACCCACAAAAAAGAAUCAGCCUAGAGUGGAAUAAUUAUAAUGCAACUCAUUCUUGUCUACUGUUUCUGAACUCCCUUCGUUUUUAAUUGAAUUGUUCCUUGUAUAGCCAUAGGUUUUAGCAGUAACAUUAGUCUCUAAAAUGGCAUGGAUGGUGCUGUUUUGAAUAAUAUUCAAAUGCAGCAGCGCCAUUUCUCGCAUAGACUGUAUGGUUUCAAGACGAACCCAUCACAGGUGGUUCCGGUGACAAUUUGUUCCUUGAUUAUCAUUACAUGCAUGGUUUCAGCAUGAUUUUUCCAUCGUAAA